AGUCCGUGACUUGUGCUGUAUCUAGACGCUCGUUGGACAAACUACGGUACUAUAUUGAUAACCACCAUGAAACCGUGUCUGUUCUAUGGUAGUAGGGAUGGGGACAGUUUUCUAUAUUAUGCUGCAAAAUGUGAAUACCAAAUAUGAUACUAAUAAAUAUGCCGAUUUGUUAGUUUUGUAUUUUUGAUAUGUAAGCAUUUAGGUUUUUCCGUUUUUAUUCGUUUUACUUCUCCAGUUCUUGUAGGCCUGUUGUAACUUGUAACUUUUCUACUCGUCGUAUCGGCUGCUAGCUGCUGCAUCACCAUAUUUCUGUCGUACUCGUACUGUGACACUCACGUCUUACACCAUAUUAGUAAUAGUAUACUUAUACAAUAUAGUGUACUCUAAUACUGUAUAGGGACUAGUGACCAGACCAGUGGCAGUGUUGAGUAUUCCCCCUAAACUCUUCACCCCAUGGACGCGAGAUAACCUAUUAAAUUCUAUAUUUUCAUUGUCUUGUCUACGCGUUCAAUACAUCAUACAUCGUACACCAUAGUGCAUAUUCGUGCAUAUUAAUAAUUUUUGAUUAAAAUAAAAAUACAUACCCAAACAUGUCUGACGAUUUUGUUACAUUUAACAUUCGCUAUAAAAAAGCAUUAUUUGAACUUAAAAUAAAAACUCCCGGAGAUGUAUCUGGAUUUAUUGAAAAACUGAAAGAUGAAUUAAAAUUAGAGGAAACGGAUGAAUUAGUCAUUUUAUGUCCAACACCUGAUGGAAAAAUGAUGGAAAUCCAUUCAGACGAUGAUAUUGAAUUUUUAAAGAAAACAAAACUUGCCUAUAAUGCUGUAACCAAAGAAAUUUAUUGCAAUGUAGAACUUGUGGUAACUGUAAUUCAUGAACUGCCAGAUGACACAAAAGCUCAAUUUGUGAUGUUAUCAAAUAAAAUUGAUAAAUUAGCAACCAAAAUUGAUGGAUUAUCAGAUGACUUAACUAAAAAAAUUGAUGAAAAUAAAACCAGUACUUUUUCAAGUAUUAGGUCGAUUUUGGCUGAACACUUAGACAUAGGUUCUGGAAACAAAUCCAAGAAUAAUUCCUUAGGCGAAGAAGACCUAGACAUAAAGCCCAACCUUGGUGUGCGCCAGAAAAAAAUCAAGAAGGACAAGGAAAAGUUGUCAUCAACUGCAGGAACUAAUGAUAACUCAUCAACCACUUCUGAAAACUUAAAAUUGGAUGCACAAACAACAGCUCAACGUCUCAUACCCAAAGAUAUUGAUAUGUUAUUAGAGAUGUUAGUAGCAGAUGGAUUUACCAACACUAUACAGAAUAUUAUAGUAUUGAAGAGAUUCGAUAACAAUUAUGAAAAAGCUAAAAAUUAUUUAAAGUCAUCUGCUACAUAAGAUCAAUUAUUAUAAUUUUUGUUAAACUUUCAAUUCUAUUGCUAAGAAAUUUUAUUAUUUAAUAAUUAUAAUUCAUAUUACACU
Acyrthosiphon pisum (pea aphid) is the source of this 1460-nucleotide messenger RNA. RefSeq lists its product as uncharacterized. The coding region runs from base 591 to 1376 and encodes 261 amino acids. The record is from RefSeq and is marked predicted. The transcript has 8 exons. NCBI's taxonomy places the organism in Eukaryota, Metazoa, Arthropoda, Insecta, Hemiptera, Aphididae.